UGUAUCGUAACCUACAUCAACACCACUACCAACAACGCCACCUCCACUACCAACCGCACCACCACCACCACCACCACCACCACCAGCGCCACUACCACAACCUCAACUUACAUGGCCACCGACGCCAUGGAUCGGCCUCUUCCUCCGCUCGAUUCUGGACGCUUUGUGGCGGCGCGCAGCCAGGAUGUGUUUGUGGAUGUGGAAGGGGUGCACACGGCAGAGAUGCUCUACGCCCUGCGCCACAGUGAGGACCUCACGGCCAGCGGCUGGAAAGAAGGCCAACCCCCUGGCCCCCAGAGACACCGCUGCCCAGGGGAGUUACAGGCAUUGAACUGGUGUGUUGUGGUGGAUACCAUGAACUUCUCCUUUUGGCCAGAGGAAGAGGACAAGCAGUGUGAGGUGACCUACAAAGGGACCACAUACAGAGGCUACAUGACUCUUUGUGCUGCCAUCACCAGAGCUAUAGAAGAAGGCGUACCCAUUACCGACCCGGAAUACUUUUCCCGCAUGAGCCUGGAGCAGUUGAGGCAUGUCCUGCGCUCGGACAACACCACGCCCAUGCCAAUGCUGGUGGAGCGCCACCAGGUUCUCACUGAAGGCGGACGUGUGCUAUUAGAAAAUGGAGGAAACUGCAGGAGCUUCAUCAGCCAAGCCGGGAAUGAUGCCCAGAAAAUGGUGGAACUCAUCGUGGAGAAGCUUCCCUCCUACAGAGAUGCAACUAUUUAUGAGGGGAAAAGCAUCUCCUUCUACAAGCGGGCCCAGAUCCUGGUGGCGGACUUCUGGGGCAUCAUGGAGGCCAGGGGGGAAGGAGACAUCCCGAACCUGGACUGGCUUACCAUGUUCGCAGACUACCGCGUGCCCCAGGCCCUAGUGUAUCUGGGUGCACUACGAUACAGCAAUGCUCUAACUGACACGCUCAAGAAUGGUGAGCUUCUGAGGUCUGGGGACAGGAGAGAGGUGGAGAUCCGUGGAUGUUCCAUAUGGUCGGUGGAGCUGAUUAAAGAGCAUCUAUGCAAGCUGGUGCAAGAGAGAGACGGAGUGCCUUGCAACAUCAAUUCAGCCAUUAUCGACUUUUACCUGUGGCCUUAUGCAAAGAAACUUGAAAAAGAGAUGUCCCAUAUUCCCAUACACCACACACGCUGCAUUUAUUACUGACUGCAUUCUUUAAAUCAAAUGAUAUCUGUAUUUUCUAUUACAAAGUGAUGUUUCUUUGAAAUAAAGUGCAUAUUAAAAACAGGAA
Messenger RNA from Gadus morhua (Atlantic cod), 1240 nucleotides. RefSeq names its product Q-nucleotide N-glycosylase 1 (gene qng1). NCBI's taxonomy places the organism in Eukaryota, Metazoa, Chordata, Actinopteri, Gadiformes, Gadidae. The record is from RefSeq and is a predicted model, not a curated record.